Geodia barretti is the source of this 3898-nucleotide messenger RNA. The record is from the annotation of a GenBank genome assembly. Lineage: Eukaryota; Metazoa; Porifera; Demospongiae; Tetractinellida; Geodiidae.
GAGAUGCACAAGAGAUUCCCUGUGAGUCCUGUUGAGAGAACUAUCUGAUCAUGUUCCUACUCUUUCUGGUUAUCUUAGGGACUUCUGAAGGUCAUGGUCGGGCAGACAUUUGCAAUCAGUAUGAGUCAUGUGAUGAGUGUAUAACAACUGGAAUUGGCUGUGUCUGGUGUCCGGACCCUGCUCCAUUCUCGGGUCCCAGAUGUACCAGUUACCAGACAGCAGACUGUCUCUCAGAGCCUGAAGACCCAGUGGCCACCCCUCCGCAGAUACUCAGACAGGAUCAACUUGGAGAAAUAGUUCAGAUAUCACCACAAGCAAUUCGUCUUAAUCUCAGAACAGGAGAGCCUCAGACAUUCACUCUGUCAGUGAAGCCAGCCAGGAACUAUCCUCUGGACAUGUACUUCCUCAUGGACCUCUCUGGAUCUCAAGCCUCUGACCUGGACAGUCUCAAGAACCUCUCUAACUCCAUAACUGACGAACUGGAGCAAAUCUCAUCACAGUUUACAGUUGGAUUUGGGUCGUUUGUUGACAAGGUUGCCUACCCCUUUGCCUCGACACUACAGAAUGGCUCUGACUACAUGACCAGACACCUGGGAAACAUGAUGUAUGGUAGAGUGUGCUAAUGUGAUACUCUCAUGUGGGCCAACCUAUGUCUACAGACACCAUCUCCCACUGACCAGUGACAGUGGUCAGCUCAGAGAAGUUCUGGAAAAUGUGACAAUCAGAGGUAAUCUGGAUGCUCCAGAGGCCCCUCUGGAGGCUCUCCUGCAAUCAGUUGUCUGUCUUGACGAGGUGGGAUGGAGGAAUGGUAGUCUGAGGAUAGUCAUGAUCCUGACUGAUGCUGGAUUCAAGACUGCUCUGGAUGGAAGGGUGGCUGGACUGGUGACCAGAAAUGAUGGAGAGUGUCAUCUGAAGAUGAAUAAGGAAGGAUUCUAUGAGUACUUUAGAAGCCCUGAACAGGAUUACCCAUCCAUCCAUCAAGUGCGGGACAAGUUGAUAGAAAACGACAUCAUCACAAUAUUUGCAGUAGCAGAAGAUGUCGUCGUAAACCGGACAUCGACAGACAAUAUUGUAUACAGGGAGCUGGCUAAGGAGAUUGGAAACUCCAGGGCUUUUGUUCAGACCAUAGCUGAGGACUCGGCUGACAUUGUUAGUGUCAUCAGAAUAGCCUACGAGAGUGUAAAAAGAGAUAUAGUUGUGGACGGUGUAUCUGGACUCACAAUAGGGAUUGCCCCUGUCCUCAACUGCAAUCUGCUCUCUGAUGGGAGUGGUUGUGCCAAUGUGGCCCCAGAACAGCUGGAGAUGUUCAAUGUGACAGUCACCAUGGACCAGUGUCUUCCUGACACUCAGACUCAACUUCUACCUCUGCCGGGGUUCGGUAAUGUUGAGCUGACACUGGUACCUAUCUGUGAAUGCAAUUGCUCAUCACAAAUGAGUCCAAACCACCCAUCUUGUGGCGACCGAGGCUCUCUUGUGUGUGGAGCCUGCGACUGUUAUGAGGGCUUCUAUGGAGAGCAAUGUGAGUGUGAUGAUGAACUGGGGCCCUGUCUGGGUGACUGUUUUAACAGAGGAACUUGUGAUAACUGCACAAGAGAGUGUAUAAGUUGUGAUACAUACCAGGACACUAUAGGUGGUGUUUUUCAGAUAGUGGGCAGUUUUGGAGAGAGAUGUCAGUGUGACAACUCCACUGGUGCUGGAGCCUGUCCUGUUGGGAGAGAUAUAGACCAAGUCUGCAGUGGUUGGGGAGAGUGCAUGUGUGAUGGAGAGAAGUGUGACUGUGACUGUGAGUGUGGGGCAGCUCCUCUCUCUGGUCAGCAGUACUCUGGAGAUGACUGUGGCUGCGACCCUGACAACUGCUACAAUGAGCAGUACCCUGGUAGGGAAUGUGCACACAGUAGGAACAGACACUUGGAUGGUCAUUGUGACUGUAAUAAAUGUGAGUGCCCUGCAGAGGACUCUGUCUACUUCAACAGGACCUGCAUCAAUAGAAUUGACUUGUGUGAUAUGUUUGACUCCUGCGCUCGCUGCUGGCCUCGGGGUUGCACUACAGAAGACUGUCAAUCCGGUUACCUGGAGGAUUCCAUGCCAGAAGACAGCGGGGCCUUGUUUUGCCAGUUUGAGCAGGACAGUUGUAUUAUUGUUAACUACCUGAUUGUCCCCUCUGGACCAUCUUACUCCAUGGCCAGAGUGUACUUUUUGGAGUACAGUGACUGCCAGUCAUCAGAGAUAGAUAGUAUGGCCUGGGUAGCUCCUGUCAUGGCAGUGCAAGGAUUUCUUCUUCUGGUAGCUGUGCCAGUGAUUUCUGGCUUGUGCAUUCUGAGAAAACAUAACAAAAAUCACACCAGUAAAGCAGUGAGAGCAAAGUAUCCAGGGAUGAAGGGAAAAGGGAAGUUUCCUAACACCUUGGUGUUAGAUACUGUACCUAGUAGAGGAGCUUCAUUCGUGCACAUUUUCUUGUAAUUUGCCGUUUCACAUGGUCAUCAAGGGUGCACUGUGUGCACUACUGUCUUAUUUAUUGAGGCAUCAUGUAAAAGUCCAGUAUUUUAACUAUUUACGCAGUGGUCCAGUCCAGCCUGUUGAAUUAUAAUGGAAGCAAGGCUAUAAUAAGCUGACAAAAAACGAAUUUCUAGUCUGAUAGAUAAUGUAUCGUUGUCCACAACGCAGGUCGCACAUUGUGGAAGGAGGAAGUGAGAAAGAAAAGAGAUGAUGAGAAAGAGGAUUUUGAAACCACUGCUGCACUAACUGAACCGCUAAUGAUGUCUGAUGUACUAGAAGAACUGGUACAAGAAAUGUCUAGUGACGGACUCUUUGUUCCUGAUACUAGCAUCAUCAUACAAAACGUUGUUGGUGAAGGAGAGUUUGGAGUUGUGUACAAGGCACUUCUACAUGGGUGGAAGGAGUACAUGUACUGUUUGGUUGCCGUGAAGACUUUAAAAGGAAUGUUUAGUUGUUGUGAUGUUAAACAUCUGGCAGAGGAGAGUAAGAUCAUGGCAACAUUUGAUCAUCCCAAUGUCAUGAAGCUGAUUGGUGUGUCCAUCAACAAGUAUAGAAACCUUUUUAUUGUAAUGCCAUUCAUGGCUAAAGGCAGUCUCUUAUAUCAUCUGACGAGGAAUAGACACAUUUUCACUAUAGAGAGUGAGGAAAUCACAGAAAUGGUAAUUGUACCUACUAAAUUGAGUUACAUCUUUGAACUACUACAAACACUCAAUUAAUAUUUCACAGCCAGAAGUAACGAGUUCAAGGUUGCUAUCAAUGUGCCUGCAGAUUGCAAAAGGCAUGGAAUACUUGGCACACAAUAAGUUUGUUCAUCGUGACCUCGCAGCUAGGAACUGCAUGAUUGACCUGAACAAUGUGAUAAAGGUUGCUGACUUUGGUCUGACAGAGGAUAUCUAUGCCAGGAACUAUUUCAGACAAACAACAGAACAAGAGAGGAUGGAGAGCCUCCUGUGAAGCUGCCAGUGAAAUGGAUGGCUCUGGAGAGUCUGAAUGAUGGAAUCUUCUCUGAGAAAACUGAUGUGUGGUCAUUUGGAGUGACAUGUUGGGAGGUGUUCUCAUUGGGGAAGAACCCCUACCCUGGAGUGGACCCCUUUUCCCUCAUCAGAUAUCUGGAGAGAGGAGAGAGACUGGACAAGCCUCUCAAUGCUGCCUGCUCCCAGGAAAUAUAUGAUGUGAUGAAGGAGUGUUCGGAGCGGAAGCCAUGGAAGAGACCAAGUUUCUCUCAACUGGUGACUGUCAUCUCCACUAGUCUAGAGAGAAUGGCUGGAUAUCUGGACCUCAACUCUCUGGUUCCUACCACUGACAUGAAAACAAUAGUCUUUUAGUUUAGCCUACUGUAACACAUAGUGGGUUAUAUAUGUAGCUAAAUAAUCUCUGAGUUUACUGUGGGUGAUUUGGAAUG